Molecule: messenger RNA, 1299 nt
Organism: Pseudozyma hubeiensis SY62
Lineage: Eukaryota; Fungi; Basidiomycota; Ustilaginomycetes; Ustilaginales; Ustilaginaceae
Exons: 2
Coding region: 1-1299 (432 amino acids)
Biological process (GO): translational termination
Cellular component (GO): mitochondrion
Molecular function (GO): translation release factor activity
Source: RefSeq, a predicted model, not a curated record
AUGAUGUUGCGGUUCACAUCUAUAGCAACGUCAGGACUGCGGCGAGCCGUCAGCGCUUCCUCUGGCGCUUCGAACUUCUCUUGCAGGAACCCACUGAAUCGGAUCUACCACCGACGCUUGAAAUCCACGCUCGAAGUGGUCCCUGCCUCUGCCUCGGCUCCACGAGAAGUUCCCACGCCGAUCCUCUUCCUAUCCGCUUCCAAGUGGACAUCAUCACCUCCCGCAUCACAAGCCUUCCGCGACUGGAUCCACCACUUCACCUCCCAGGGCUACUCGUCCCUCCUUCUCGACCUCGAUCCAGACACCCCGCUAGCUGACAUCAAAGACUCGUCCCAGCUCAUGGAGGUCUUCGAAAAAGACGCAAUUGAAACACUGCGCGAGGCAGGCCAAACACCACCCUUCCCACCCGUCAUGAUCUCGAGAGGGCCAGCUUGUCUCAUCGCACAGACGUACGUCUCUUCGCGUCCUCUGACGGCGUUGCAGCUCAUUGACCCACCCAUCAACAACGCGUACUUGAGGAAAGACCACCCAGAAUUGUUGCCAGGGGAGCUGGAGGAGUUCGACUUUGAGGCGACUUUUCCCGUGAGAGUAGUGUGGAGUCGAGCAGAGCUGGCGAGGCAAGAGGAGAAGAGCGUGCCGUGGUACGAUGUGCAUCGUAUCGAGCACGAGAGGGAGGAGGAGGCGGAUGAGAGCUUGGACAGGUACACUUUUGUAGAGGAGAAGGAGGGGGCGGAGAUGACGCAGGAUUGGCUGGAGGGUGAAGUUGAUAGUUUGGAAUAUUCAGCCGACUUCGUCGACAACGAGGUUGCAGACACAUCUGAUCUCGAGCCGCAUUCCACCACUACGGCAGCAACAAAACCUUCCAAGUCCGAGCUCAACCUACCCGAAUGGUUCACCUCCGGAUCCUACACCCUGCAACCCGGUUCGCGCAAGUACCCGCUCACACUGGACGAGAACGACCUCGCCGAGAAAUUCAUCCGCGGCUCCGGCCCCGGUGGCCAAGCGAUCAACAAACUCUCGACGAAUGUCCAGCUUACACACAUCCCCACGGGGACCAAAGUGACGUGUCAAGAGACGCGAUCGCGCGAUCGGAACCGGGAGCUCGCGAGAAGGAGGAUGAGUCUGACGUUGGAAAAAUUGGUGAGGGGAGACAGUGGGGGGAGCAGGAUCGAUCGACAGAUCGAAAAGGAGAGGAGGAGGAAGUCGAACAAGAAGAAGAAGCAGAAGCGGAGGUUGAGGGAGAGGGAGCAGGAGGCGGAGGGACAAGCGCUGACUUCGAAGACUCAAGUUACCGAGUAA